Chrysemys picta bellii (western painted turtle) is the source of this 2264-nucleotide messenger RNA. RefSeq names its product transmembrane protein 220 (gene TMEM220). The record is from RefSeq and is a predicted model, not a curated record. NCBI's taxonomy places the organism in Eukaryota, Metazoa, Chordata, Testudines, Emydidae.
CACAUCCACUCCCAUCACACUCGGCUCUCUCCACAGUGAUCCAUUCUUCUGUAAUGUCUAUAGGCAGCUACUGUAGUUCUCUGUAUUUCAGAAUGAAGCCCCAUGCACUGAGAAAGCUCCAGCUGGUUUGGAAAGCAGCAACAGCAGGGGUCACUGGGAACGUGCCAGCCACCUGAUAUACUGCUCUCUGCACUGGUUCUUCUUCCCAAAGAAGAAUCCAGCUCCAUCCCCCCCUUCUUCUUUUCACUUUUAAACUCAGACACAGUUUGCAACCAACGCCUGGAUUUCUCUCCUCCAGCUCCAUCCUGGAUCCCUCCACUCCCGUGUAACUGACCUGGCCAAACUUUCUAAUGGCUUUUUUCCUGACGGUAUCACAGGGGCUCUGGUCUGCCCAGACCCCUCUGCUGCUUUCGAUGCGGCUGAUCACAGGCUCCUUGGAACCUGGUCCUUGGCUUUUGCGACUCCGCCCUCAGCUUGCUACGUCCUGAGUCUUUUUUGGGGGGGGGGAGAAUACCCUACCCCCCACUACAUGCCCUCAUGGGACUGAGGCCGCCCCCUUACUGUCCUCCACCCCAAGGAACCGCGUCCACCCCGUUACCCACACCCGGGGAUCGAGCCCCGCCCCCUUUAUACUCUCCCUGACCAGGCCCAGGCCCAGGCCCGAGCCCCGCCCCGUUACACUCCCCCGGACCAGGAGCAGGACGAGCUCCGUCCCGUCCCGUUAGCCCCGGUUCCGAGCCGGGCCCGCCUAGGCGAGGUGGAGCUCGGCGCGGCCUGCACCAUGGCGGGGAGCUGCUCCGGGCCGGGCCGUCUAUGGAGACUCUGCAACCUGCUCAUGGCUGCCUUCUUCGGGCUGGCGGCCGCCGUUCAGAUAAAUGACCCUGAUGCAGGACUGUGGAUAGUUUACAAUGGCUCUUCUAGCUUCGGCCUGACCUGUGGCGCACAAGUUCACAACAUGUGGGUGACUUCAAACCAUCUGAUUGGGUUCUGUAAUUCUGCCUGGAGCAGGUGGUCUACGUUGUACCUGCUGUCCUUACACUGCUUGUUGGCCUUAAUCCAUCAAUUACAGAAAUCCUUUGGGUGGAAUUCGUCUGAUGGUUGCAAUUUCUCUCUCUCUCUUCCCCUUUGUAACAUGGCUUUACAUUUACAUGAACUCAGAGAUGCGAUCAUCCUGGCCAACUCACUGCAAAACUGUGAUUUAACCAGAAAGGAACAAACACACACAAUAAAUAUUCUAACAGCUGUUUGCCUUCAGCUUUCAGUUCUCAGUUGAAAACUGGUAUCAGACCAACAGGAACUGCAGCUAUGGACCAAGAGCACUUUACUGCCUCAAACAGCGCAGUUUGAGAUUUGUUAUCAUUAUUAUCCAGCCAUCUCCUCUUUCCAUGGACCAACCUGUGGAUUUCAACCUGUGUCCUUCAUGUAAUGAUGAUACCACAGCCCCUGUAUAACUGUCGUCUCCACAAUGUACCACAAUGAACAGGAACAGGGGCAGCUAGAUCCCAGUAAAUAUGUGCCCUUAGUGUGGAUGAGCAAUUGUACAGCAGCAUCUGCUAGGAACUCCUAGAAAGGACAGAAGCAUUCAAAUAUGAUCCUCUCCUCCCUCAGAGCCUGCAGGUGAGCAGCCAUACUCUUAUGGACAGUGAUAUCCAUGGCUGCUGAGAGAUCUGAAACAACUAGCAGGGAUAGCUAUUCUCUCUGUUUAGUCAAUGAGAAUAGCUCAGUCUCCAUCAUGCCUAGGCUGAAAGUGGACACGGAAUUCAAGGUUUUUGGGUAACUGCGGAGUUGCUUCUCAGCUGAAUCACAAAUUUAGAAAUCUUCUCCACAAAGUAUUAAAGGUGUCAAGUAUGUCUGUGGUCUUUGUUACUGACUCAUGGGCCAGCUAAGACAUGGGACUAUGGGAAGGAUUGACAGGUACUAUGGUCCAGUGGCGAGGACACCAGCCUAGGAGUCAGAGGCCUGCAUUCUAUUCCCAACUCCACCACUGACCUCCUGUGUGACCUUAACCAAGUCAUUACACCAAGCUGUUCUUUGAUUUCCCUUCCUGCCCUUUGUCUGCUUUGUCUAUUACGGAGGCACCAAUUCUAGUUUCAUAGUUAAGGUUAAGUUUGGUUUUGUACUAAAAGCAGGGAUUCAGCCUCCGUGUAUGAAAAAUAGACUGUCCUCUUCAAGCUUAAUAUUUGCCAUUUGAAUAUAGAAUUAAUUUUCUAACAUUUACAAGUAAUUGUUAGAGUUAAAAUUAAAUGGGUAUUUUUAGAAAUUUA